AUGGCGGUCGCGUUUCUUCUUGCUGAUCAAGAAAAUCGGCGGGCGAGACGCCGAGAACGCAUUUUUCGGGAUCGAAUGCAACCACUGGAUUACUAUGACGAUGUGGAUUUGAUGAAACGUUAUCGGAUGCCUAGACACGUGCUGACUGAAGUCAUAGACUUGAUUCGUGCUGACGUUGAACACCCUACUCAACGAUCGCAUGCCAUCCCUGCUACCUUGCAGAUUCUCACUGCUAUACGGUUUUUUGCGACUGGUUCCUUUCAGUUAGCAACAGCUGACAUGUGCGGUAGCAUCAGCCAACCAUCCACUUCCAGGAUUGUGACAAGGGUAGCCACCGCACUUCAGAGGAUUUCGCCAAAUAUCAUUGCAUUUCCACGGGAACGAGAAAGAAGGAACCUUAUUAAGGAGGGCUUUUAUAAUGAGCGCCGUAGAAUACCCAGCGUUCUGGGAUGUCUAGAUGGAUCCCUUGUUCAGAUCAAACGGCCGUCCCAAGAUGAAGCUGCAUACGUAUGUCGACACAAUUACCAUGCAAUUAACGUUCAGGGAGUCUGCUCACAUGACAAAAAGUUCACGAAUAUUAUGGCGCAGUGGCCAGGCUCCACACAUGAUUCAUUCAUGUGGACACAUUCGCACCUUAACAGGGAGCUGGCAAAUGACCCUCAUCGUGACGGACAUCUUCUGGGCGACUCUGCAUACCCUUUGCGCCCAUGGGUACUCACGCCUAUACAGAAUCCCGCGGAUGAUGCAGAAAGACAGUACAAAAUCCACCAUAGAAGGAUUAGACAGGCAAUCGAAGGUACUUUCGGCCGAUGGAAGGUCAGAUGGCAGUGUUUGCACGCAGAAGGAGGAAUCCUCAAACUCCGCCCUGAGCGGUGCUGCAGGGUAAUCAUCGCAACUGCAGUGCUUCACAACAUCUGCGAGGAGCAUGGUAUACCACUUCCACCUGGUGUACAGCCCAUGAUUGGAAACAAUCCAGACCUAGACGAUAAUCGUCCUGUCAUGGCUGAUGAUGCCGAUGGGACCGUUGCUCGAGCAAGGAUAAUAAGAGAGCAUUUCUGGAACUAA
This is a messenger RNA of Lineus longissimus, 1065 nucleotides long. Its product is annotated as putative nuclease HARBI1. The record is from RefSeq and is a predicted model, not a curated record. The transcript has 2 exons. Bases 1 to 1065 code for a protein of 354 amino acids. Lineage: Eukaryota; Metazoa; Nemertea; Pilidiophora; Heteronemertea; Lineidae.